AUGUUUGAUGAAAAAGAUCAAGAGCACCGGUGUGAAAAAGUUACAAAGCAAUUUAACAGGAAAAUGCACGGCAUUCUCGGCUCAGUGUGGCCCAAAAUUAAUCUACCGCCAUUCCUCAAGGUCAAAGAGGAAAGAUUUUAUGUCUACUGCCUAUACUGUGUGGGAUUUUUGGUAAGAGAUCAGAUGUACAGUAUUAGUCUGUGAAGGAAGCUUUUGUUGAUCAACACACGUGUGAUUUUGACCCAUGCUCUUUUUGGUUACCAUAACAGGAUCUAUUUGCUGUUAGUUGUCUGAUACCAUUACUAACCCACCGAGCCAGGGAAUUAGGAGCAUCGCCGUCACUUGUUGCCCUUAUCGGUUGGUAACUUUAGUAUCUAAAUAGUAUUAAAAAAAACCAGCUAGCUCUAAUUUCUAUAUCAGAUCAGAGAACAUACGUGUAACAACACAGAAGUUUAUGGUGAUAAUGAGGUCAAAUUAUUUGCCUGUAUAUAUCUGUAAGAUCCUUUUGACCUGCCUUUUUAAGGCUAAUGGGAACAAAAAACUAAAUUCACUGUCUACACUACUGAAACUAGUUUAUGGGAUAAUAUAUAUAUAUAGAACUCCAUGUGAAGGUUCUUUCAAUUUAUUUGUAACUGCUACCACCCCACUGCCCCCCCUGUUAUCUAUAAAAUGAAGAGAAGUGACUGUAGAACUCAUAGACUUAAUAUCUACACUGUAUCUGUGCAGAGUGUACUGUGCCAUUUUGAGCCUUGGCAUUUUCACAGACUAGUUUAUUCUAGACGGGGUUGAAAGCCCUGUCUCCCAUAAAAAUGCUGAACUAUUGAUCACUAGUUGCAUUUGCACUGGUAUGGUUAAAUGUCAUUAAAAAUGUAAGAAAACUAUUUUGUGAACUGUUUUUUGCUAACUGGUUGCAUGUGGGAUUUAUGCGAUAAUUGUUAUUUGUAGGAAAAUUGAUCGAGAAAUAAUGCAUCAGUCAAUUCAAUAAUGCAUCAGUCAAUUCCAGCUGUACCCAAUAGCUUUGCCAUGGAUGAACAAAUAAUAAUAAAUUAAUGAUGAAAAAAUUUUUUUGACAGGUUCUGUCUAUGGUGGUCUUCAGUUUUUUUCCAGUCCUAUCAUGGUGAGAAUAAAUUUUAAAAUAUUCAAUUUUUACUUAGCGAGAAUAUGAAAGUCCCCUAUUUUAAAAAAAAUCCCACACAAAUUUUCAGUUGAAAGUUUAUUUAACAAAAAAAUUUAAAGAGAGAUGGCAUGGAGCUGUUGAUUGUCAAAUUUAAACUUGUGACAACUUUGUGUCAACUCAGUAUGGGUAGCUGACUUGCCAGCUUGUAACUUCUUCUUCAAAAUCACAAGCUAGAGGCUUAGUAGACAGGUAGAGCCUAAAAAUCUAUCCAAUAAAACUAAUCUCCACCAGUAAAUGUUAAGUGUCUCUGUCUUAACUAUAAAUUAGCAUUGCUGCUUAUCACAAUAAUUAUUAGCCUUUUCUUGUGCUUACAAUGUAUUACUCAUUGCUCCCUGAUGAUGCUGUUGAUCAGCAAAAGCGAGGCCGAUUUUAAUUCUAAUUUUUAAUUACAGUAGUUAAAGGCCUCUCUCAAACAAUACUUAAAAGCUCAAUUUUGUAUAUUCCAUCAGGGCAAGCUCAGCGAUGUUUUUGGAAGAAAGCAGCUUCUUUUGGUGAGCCUCCUGGGCACCGCAAUGGGUUAUUAUAUGACUUCUCUUCCAACAUCUUUAAUUUUCCUGGCACUCAGUAGGAUUCCUGCAGGUACGUACUGUAUGUAUGUGAACUCACAGACGGUUUAACUUGCAGGUGUACAGCUAGCCAGGUGUCAGACCUACCUGCUGUAACUCAACCUUAACACCUUUCAAGUUGCAACUUAAAAAGUUGCUUCUGCAAAUUAGACCUUUAGUGAACAUGAACAAUGUUUAUUGUGAUGCAAAAGGCGAAUAAUAAAAGAAAAAAAAAAGAAAUGAAGAUUAAAUUCAUCGAGAUAUCCCAACACAGACAUGCUGCUGUACUGCAGUGUUAAAAACAUUACAGAAAAUUUACUAGGAAUUUUUUGCAAAGAGAGGUUCAUUAUGCUUAAUACUGCACGUAUAUGAAUAUUUACUGUGACCUUCCCACAAUUUGAGGCUUGAAAAUGUGCUUAAUCCUUCUUGAAAUUUUACUCUCCUUGUUUCAAACUCAUUGUACUGAGACUAUGUAUGAGUAUCGAUGAAUUGAAGCCGCGGGACCAUUACUGUGGAUGAAACAAUGAAUGUAGGGAUUAUAUAGCGACGAUGACAUUACCAUGCAAUCGAGUUUGACAAUGUUAGUCGUGCAAUGAUUAUGAUAGCAAAGUUUGCUGCAUGUUAAAAGUUUUUGUUUUGCAUAUUAAACCUAUUGCUCACUUUUUAUUUUCUUGUUUCCUUCUUUGUCAUGUUGGUUGCUGCACAAAAAUUUCUUGAUAUGCAACAAUAUCGUUGAAAAAAAACCGAUUUGUUGAGAAAUGCACGACGUCCCUCGAUUACUGGUCUCCCUUGAAUAGACACCCCCCUUUGAUGGAAAUGUUUAUAAUAAUCGCCCCCCCCCCAACCCUCUCGCCAUCUUCUCUUUCUUUUAUCCGCUCAGCCUCCUUGUCGACUUGAAGUGGAAUCUGAUCCAGCAAAAUGGAUCAGUGAUGAUUCAAGCUCUGAAAAUUAAUCAAGGAACAAAAUUUGGAACACUUAAAAAGCCCAUGUUCAGUUUAUUUUAUAUGAUAAUUAUUUGAUUUAAUGGGAUAAUGAUACAUAAUAUUUAAGGCACAACUUCCAGUGAGCAAUAAUUGAAAUAAUCGCCUCUCUUGAAUAAUCGCCUCUCUUGAAUAAUCGCCUUCCCCCAAAUAAUCACCCCCGACUAUUAAUCGAGGAAAUACUGUACCCAUAGAGAAAGCUCAUUAUUGCCACACCCCAAAACAAUUGCAAAGGAAAAUAAAUUUCAACCAAUGGCACAAACUGAAACAUACAUGUAGCAUUUUGUACAUGUAUGCACUUGUGGCUUUACAUCAUCUGUAAUUUGUACUCCAGGGGAAACAAUACUGAAAAAUCCUUAAUAACAGGUGUGCAAUAUUUAAAAACCUGACUCCUGAUCUUGUUGUGAUUUAUACAAUGCAAAUUUGAAGGGGAACAUAGCACUCAAAAUUCCAGGGUCACCUAAUUUUUUUGAUAUCUCUUUAUUUUUUCACAGGAAUUUUCAAGCACAGUCAGAGUGUUGCCAAGACAUAUCUAGCUGAUAUUUCAGAACCUGUUGAUCACCCCAAAGUGUUUGGUAAUUUCAAUGCUUUUUCUAACCUUGGCUUUGUGAUUGGUCCUUUGAUUGGUGGUCACUUAGCGAUGCAAUCAAAUGGCUUUUUCAAGGUGGCUUACGUGGCUGCUACAAUUUUUAUUGUAAAUUUUUUCUUUGUGUGGUUUUUUGUGAAACAAGUUGAAGAAAUUACAGCUUACCACACUCACAACUCAAGACAAGAAAUAGUCCUUAACAGAGGUGAUGCUGAGGAAACUGAAAAUAAAAGAGAUGAUCGUCCAACAGACAGAGAAUCUGUUCAAGAUAAUCUUGGAAAUGUGUCAAACGGAGAUGCAAAAAGAACUACUGAGGAAGUCAGUAGUAUUAGUAAACUUGCAUCAGUCAGUUCCAUAAUGGACUUGUUGGUCCUUCGCUUUCUUAUGGGAUUUUCAAUGCUAGUGUUCCGCAGCAAUUUCAUGUCCAUGUUAGAAUUUCACUUUAAUACCAGCCCAAAAACAAAUGGCUACAUAAUGUCAUAUAAUGCCUUAGUUAGUGGCUUUUCUGGGAUUCUAAUGGGUUCUAUCGCAGACUUCUACAAUCACAACGAUUCAAAAAUGCUUCUUCACUUCUCAUGUCUCAUCACGGUAUCAAUCCUUGGCAUAACAUUUUCUCCAAGUAUUUACUUUGUAGCAGCCUUUAUCACCCCACUUGCAGUAUCAAGUGCCGUGUCUAGGGUCUGCUUGACAAACCUAACUUUCCGCCGAUCACGAAAAGAUGAGAAAGGAGUGAUCUUAGGAGUGGGCAACUCAUUACUGUCCUUAGCACGCAUGAUUUCACCUGCCUUAGGUGGGUUUGUUCAGGAAAUUAGUGCGUAUGCACCAGGUAGUAUUGGUGCUACCAUAGCUGCAACUGGUGUUUUAAUCAUGAUACUUUAUCCUACCGACAGAUAUCCAACAAAAGCCGACAGAGAGAAAAAAAAUGACUGA
Molecule: messenger RNA, 4218 nt
Organism: Porites lobata
Lineage: Eukaryota; Metazoa; Cnidaria; Anthozoa; Scleractinia; Poritidae
Source: the annotation of a GenBank genome assembly